Messenger RNA from Lactuca sativa (garden lettuce), 2842 nucleotides. Its product is annotated as L-type lectin-domain containing receptor kinase VIII.1. Gene Ontology annotation, biological process: protein phosphorylation. Gene Ontology annotation, molecular function: ATP binding; carbohydrate binding; protein kinase activity. NCBI's taxonomy places the organism in Eukaryota, Viridiplantae, Streptophyta, Magnoliopsida, Asterales, Asteraceae. The record is from RefSeq and is a predicted model, not a curated record.
UCUUUCUUCUCUCUCUCUCUCUCUCUCUCUCUCUCUCUCUCUCUCUCUCUCUCUCUCUCCACAACUGUGCUGUAAUCUCGUGAUUGAUUGAUCGAGUUCAUCUGUAGUCUCAAGAAUUCUCCAUGGAAGUUCCUCAGAUCUAGCUCACAAACAAUGUCUUCUUCUUCAAUUUCCAGCACAAACACCCUUUUCAUUCUGUUUUACUCUCUGCUUUUCUUCUGUUUUUCCGGCAAUGCGGACACCGGAACCACCACAUUUGACUUCCAAACACUUACUCUCACAAGCUUGAAGUUCCUCGGCGACGCUCACUUGUUCAACAACAGUGUCAGACUCACCCGAGAUCUCCCCGUCCCUAACUCUGGCGCCGGCAGGGUUUUGUACAACAAGCCAGUUAGAUUCCGGCGACCUGGGAGCCCUAAUCCGGCGAGUUUCUCAACGUAUUUUUCAUUCUCGAUUGUUAAUUUGAAUCCGGGUUCGAUUGGAGGUGGUUUGGCUUUUGUAAUAUCGCCGAACGAUGAAGAUGUCGGCGACGCUGGUGCGUAUUUGGGUAUUCCCACCGGUGCUGUGGCUGUUGAGUUUGAUACUCUAAUGGACGUCGAGUUCAAAGAUGUUAAUGGGAAUCAUGUGGGUUUGGAUCUUGACUCCAUGGUUUCUUCCCAAGUUGCCGAUUUGGACUCCAUUGAAGUCAAUUUACGAAGUGGCACUCAAGUCAAUUCGUGGAUAGAUUAUUCAAGUUCAACUCAGCAACUCAACAUCUCUAUUUCGUAUUCCAACACAAAACCCAAAUCACCUCUCUUAUCAAUCACCACCAAUCUCAAUCGAUACGUAAAUGAGUUUAUGUUUGUCGGAUUUUCCGGGUCAACUCAGGGAAGCACAGAAGUCCACUCGAUUGAAUGGUGGAGUUUCACCUCUUCUUUCGAUGAUCAAGAUACAAUUACAAAACCCAGUCCAAAUCCACCACCAACGGCCACCUUCAUGAACCCCACUGCUAACCCCGUUAACUCGCCGCCGCCGUCAAUGCCCCCAACGACGGCAGACUCAAACACGACGUCAACCGCCGCCGUUACGACACAAAAACAGAGCAAAUGUCAUAACCAGUUAUGUAAGCAAAAUGCAGGGGCUGUAGCGGGAGUGGUUACAGCCGGAGCAUUUUUCUUAGCAUUAUGCGCAGUCUUGCUAAUUUGGGUUUACUCCAAAAAAUUCAAACAAGCAAAAAAACCACAACUUUUUGCUUCUGACAUCUUUAAAUCCCCAAAAGAGUUCUCAUACAAAGAGCUUAAAUUAGCAACCAGAUGCUUUGACCCGACUCGGGUAAUCGGACAUGGAGCAUUUGGAACCGUUUACAGAGGGAUAUUAUCAGAAACAGGGGAUGUUGUCGCUGUAAAGAGGUGUAGCCAUAGUGGUGAUCAAGGAAAGGCGGAGUUUUUAUCGGAGUUGUCAAUCAUCGGAACACUCCGGCACCGGAAUCUUUUAAGAUUACAAGGGUGGUGUCAUGAAAAAGGUGAGAUAAUGCUUGUUUAUGACUUGAUGCCAAAUGGGUCGCUCGAUAAAGCACUUUUCGAAUCAAGAUUCACAUUGGGUUGGGCUCAUAGAAGGAAGAUUUUAAUGGGUGUAGCUUCAGCUUUAGCUUAUUUACAUCAAGAAUGCGAGAAUCAAGUGAUUCAUAGAGAUGUAAAAGCUAGUAAUAUAAUGUUAGAUGAAGCAUUCAACGCUAAAUUGGGUGAUUUCGGAUUAGCGAGGGAAAUAGAGCAAAACACGUCGCCGGACCCGACGGUGGCAGCCGGGACGAUGGGGUAUUUAGCGCCGGAGUAUUUGUUAACCGGAAGAGCAAGUGAGAAAACCGAUGUUUAUAGCUUCGGUGCGGUGGUGCUAGAGGUGGCGAGUGGCCGGAGACCAAUUGAGAAGGAGGCAAUUGGGGUGGGGACAAAAGGGCAGAAAAGUAGUUUGGUGGACUGGGCGUGGGGUUUACACCGGGAAAACCGGUUGCUGGAGGUGGCGGAUCCACGGUUGUGUGCGGAGUUUGAGCCGGCGGAGAUGAUGAAAGUGUUGUUGGUCGGGUUGGUAUGUUCCCACCCGGACCCACUGGCCCGACCCAUGAUGAGAAAUGUGGUCCAAAUGCUUGCGGGUGAGGCUGAGGUGCCCGUGGUUCCAAGGGCAAAACCGUCAUUAAGCUUUAGCACUUCGGAUUUGCUUUUGAAUUUGCAAGAUAGUGUUUCUGAUUUGAAUGAGAUGAUUACCCUUUCAAUUACCUCAUCGGAACACAGCUUCAAUGGUGAAGUAUUGGACCUGGUUUGACCCGACUCGGAUGAUCAUUCGAAUCCGGGUUCAUUCAGUUUUGUCGUAUUUUAACUCUCUACAGAGUGUAUUAAAUUUACUUGAUUUGUUGAUGAUUUAUGAUGUGAUGUAACGACACAAUAAUGAUAACAACAGGCACAGAAGUAUAGGGGCCAGUGGGUCAUUUGUGGAAAUUAGUGGGGUCAACAUCAUAACUUCAUGCACUUCCAAUUUGGAGAAAGUGUGAACGUCACUUUCACGAAAAACUAAUGAAAAUAUGUAGGAAGAUGCUUUGUGAAGGAACCAAAAGGUCAAAAAGGGAAUAACAAUAUGGGAGUUUGAGUAAAUGUAUGGUAAAGUAUAGUGUGACAAAAAUAGGAUUUUUAUUCAUCAUUAGCUCUUUAUGUUUUGUCCACUUUGUGAAUAACUUUAUUUGUCUACUUUUGGUGUACACAUGUGCUCAUUGGUUAUUCUCGAGAAUUUAGACAUGGCUAAUGUCAUGUUUAACCAUUUUACAUCUUAGUUGUACAUGUAGGUAACCUUUGAUGUAUUACUAGAUUUCGUAUGA